This is a messenger RNA of Pelecanus crispus (Dalmatian pelican), 2361 nucleotides long. It is a transcript of the gene FSD2, whose product is annotated as fibronectin type III and SPRY domain containing 2. Gene Ontology annotation, molecular function: protein binding. The record is from RefSeq and is a predicted model, not a curated record. Lineage: Eukaryota; Metazoa; Chordata; Aves; Pelecaniformes; Pelecanidae.
AUGUCAUCCAGAUCCGGCAGCACAAGAGAGUAUGAAACUAAUGACCAGUCGCUGGGUCGUUCAGCUUCCCCACCAGUCCCGGAGUCUAGUGAGACUGAGGCUGAAGGCUUGAUAUUUUAUCACAUGGAUCUUUAUGGAUCAAAGGAGAGGUUUGAUAUCUUUCCUGAAGAGCCAUCUGGUCAAGGAGACAGAUCUCUGGGGGAUACCAGAAGGGAAUCUGCAUUGAGUAGCAAAAAAUUUCAGCACUCACAAGAAACUGGAUAUGACUUGGAAAAGGAGGUUGCAGAGUUGGCUAAGAUGUAUGGACUUGAUGAGGAUAGAGAAAAAGAGCUAGAGCUUCUUGGAGGACAUCUGGAGAUGGUGGAGAGCAGAUGGCCACCUGCUCCCACAGAAAAAGCAGGAUCACAAGGCUCCGUAUAUAACGCAUCAAAAAGCAGCUCUCCAGUGAAAGAUCAAAGUCAAAGCACAACGCAACAGGGACUUCCUAGCAAGGCUUCUCAAGAUGAAGAUCAGAGCAAAGCCAAAGCAGAGGAUGAGGCUGAGAGCCACACGUGGUCCAGAGAGGGGCUUAGCAGUGGUGGCCUGUCGGAUGAGUGGAGCAGUCAGGCUGUCAGUGAGGAGGAGGAAGCGGCAGAUGUUUUUUGCUCUACCUGCAAGAUGCCAAUCCGAGCUUUUGACAAACUGUUUGGUGAACACAAGGAUCACGAGGUGGCUCAGCUCCCCAGUGCUGUGGAAAGUGAAAAGGAGGAGAUUCAUAAAAAUAUGUGCAAGUUGGAAGAACAGAUUGCUCAGAUGGAAAACUUUGCCAGUCACUUGGAGGAAAUCUUCAUCACUGUAGAGGAAAACUUUGGGAGGCAGGAGCAGAACUUCGAGGUGCAUUACAACGAUGCAGUGCAAGUGCUUGCUCAGAAGUACGAAGAACAGUUGGAAGCACUGGGGGAAGAGAAGAGGCAGAAGCUGGAAGCUUUAUAUGGGCAGCUGGUCAGUUGUGGGAAACAUCUCGACACCUGCAAGGAGCUGACAGACGCAACCCAGAGGCUUUACCUGGAAAAUGACAAAGCCAAUUUUAUGAAGGCAGCAGUAACCAUGGUUGACAGGCUGGAAGAAUUCUUAAAGAAAGAAGUGGAUUUAGAGCUUUCAACACUGCCAGACUUUGAAGAGCGGGUCAUAGAUUUCUCUGAAGUUGAACAACUAAUGAACUCCAUUAAUACUAUUCCAGCUCCUUGUGCCCCUGUGAUCAAUCCCCAGACUCCCAAUGCAGCGACUGGCACCUCACUGAGAGUUUGCUGGGGCCUCUUCUCAGAUGACACUGUUGAGUGCUACCAACUGUGCUAUAAAGCAGUGAGCAAUGAGAGGCACAGUGAUGAACAAGCAGAGCAUACGCUAAAAGUCAAAGAAACGUACUGCACCAUUACUAAUCUGUUGCCGAAUACACAGUAUGAAUUUUGGGUUAGUGCUUUAAAUGCCUCUGGUACCAGUCCACCAAGUGAAAGAGCAGUUUAUGUAACAGCUCCUUCACCACCUACCAUAAAGAGUAAAAAGAUCCGAAGCUGUGAAAAUGCAGCACUUGUGUGCUGGGAAUCUAGAGAUAUUAACCCUGUUGAUUCCUACAUGGUUGAGUUGUCCAAGCUGACAGAUGAAGAUGAUGGCGAUAUUAUUACUGAAUCUAUUGUUGGGAUUCCUAACUGCGAAGUCCUAAUUCACCUCCAGCCAGCACAAAGCUAUCGCAUCUGUGUUAGAGCCCUAAACCUGGGUGGUUCCAGCGAAAGAAGUGAACCUGUCCUGAUACACACCACAGGCACCUACUUCUGCCUUAACGAGGACACAGCCCAUCCUUUACUGGCAAUUCUAGAUGAUGGAUUUACAAUUGCAUGCGAUGAACUGGAAAACCUGGAGUGUGAUCUGCCUGUCUAUGAUAACAGCUUUACAAGGUGUAUUGCGAUCCUGGGCAGUCUAAUCCCAUUUCCAGGAAAACAUUACUGGGAGGUGGAAGUUGAGGAAGAUACAGAGUACAGAAUCGGUGUGGCUUUUGAAAAUACUCCAAGACAUGGUUAUCUGGGGGCAAACAACUCAUCCUGGUGCAUGAGGCAUAUCAUCACACCAUCAAGGCACAAGUACGAAUUCCUGCACAGCGGGAUGACUCCAGACAUCAGAAUUACUAUCCCCCCCCAAAGGAUUGGCAUCCUGCUGGACUAUGAGAACUGCAGACUGUCAUUUUUCAAUGCAGAUAUUGCCCAGCACCUUUACGCAUUCAACUCACACUUCCAGCAUUACGUCCACCCCUGCUUUGCUUUGGAAACACCUGGUAUCCUACGGAUACAUACUGGAAUUGCAAUACCCCCAUGGACUGCCCUCCCAUAA